Molecule: messenger RNA, 3756 nt
Organism: Phacochoerus africanus (Common warthog)
Lineage: Eukaryota; Metazoa; Chordata; Mammalia; Artiodactyla; Suidae
Gene: TMED10
Product: transmembrane p24 trafficking protein 10
Exons: 5
Coding region: 62-721 (219 amino acids)
Biological process (GO): Golgi organization; endoplasmic reticulum to Golgi vesicle-mediated transport; intracellular protein transport
Cellular component (GO): COPI-coated vesicle; endoplasmic reticulum-Golgi intermediate compartment; COPII-coated ER to Golgi transport vesicle
Source: RefSeq, a predicted model, not a curated record
ACGUGGGCCCUCCCGGUUCCGGCGCGAUACAGGCCCACGGUGGUGAACAGUCUCCGGCACCAUGUCUGGCUUGUCUGGUCCACAAGCCCUGCGUGGCCCUUGCCCGCUAGCGUUGCUGCUUUUACUCCUGCUCGGCCCCAGCUCCGUCCUCACGAUCUCCUUCCAUCUGCCCGUUAAUUCCCGCAAGUGCCUCCGCGAGGAGAUCCACAAGGACCUGCUGGUGACGGGCGCGUACGAGAUCACCGACCAGUCUGGGGGCGCUGGCGGCCCGCGCACCCACCUCAAGAUAACAGAUUCUGCUGGCCAUAUUCUGUACUCCAAGGAGGACGCAACCAAGGGGAAGUUUGCCUUUACCACUGAAGAUUAUGACAUGUUUGAAGUGUGUUUUGAGAGCAAGGGAACAGGGCGGAUACCUGACCAACUCGUGAUCCUAGACAUGAAGCAUGGAGUGGAGGCAAAAAAUUAUGAAGAGAUUGCAAAAGUUGAGAAGCUCAAACCUUUGGAGGUGGAGCUACGACGCCUAGAAGACCUUUCAGAGUCUAUUGUUAAUGAUUUUGCCUAUAUGAAGAAGCGAGAGGAAGAGAUGCGUGAUACCAAUGAAUCCACAAACACUCGGGUCCUGUACUUCAGCAUCUUUUCAAUGUUCUGCCUCAUUGGACUAGCCACCUGGCAGGUCUUCUACCUGCGUCGUUUCUUCAAAGCCAAGAAGUUGAUUGAGUAAUAAAGCCCAGCCUCCUCCCACUUGUAUCUUAGCCAGCAGAACAUCGCUGGUAUGUGCCUGGCUUAAGGCAUCCUACCAACAGCACCAUCAAGGCACGUUGGAGCUUUCUUGCCAGAACUGGUCUCUUUUGGUGUGGGAGGAUGUGGGUGGAUGUGGGUUACCACCUACACCCAACAUGUUGAAGAUGGACUUUUUUUUAACUUGGUAGGAUUUGGACUGGUUUUGCAACAGUAGGACUAUUACUAGCGUCACCUACGACAAAAAAUAGGGGUUACCUAGAUAAUGCCAAAGCCAGCAUGUGUACUGGGUUUCCUCAAAUGAUCUGUGUAAACCAUGUUUUCUUUCCUUCUCCCACUUACUCACCAGCUUGGGCUUCCACUCUAGUUCCUUUACCAAGAUUUGUGUGACCAUGUUGAACUUGUUUCAUUCUGAUUGUCCUCUUUGGGUUUCUCUGUGGCAACCUUUAACUUUCUCUUGACUCUUAGCUGAAAUGUUUAGGUAGCUUCUGGUGAUACCCUUUUCAUCAUUUUAUGUCUCUUAUAAAGGGUGAUGGAUGUGACAUCUGAUAGAAAUGAGCUUUGAACUGUAGAUAACUCUUAAAGAAAAUUACAUUUUAGAGAAUUAAAAUAUUUGUGCUCAACUGCUUGACCUUUUUCCUUUUUGUGUAUUGAUGUGUGUUUAGUCCCAUGCAGCUUUAUCACAUGUGUAGAUUCAUGUGACCACAGGAUGCAGAACUGCUCCAUCACAUCUCUUUUGCUACCCUUUUAUACUCACAGUCACCUCCUUGCUUACCUUCAAGCCCCAACCUCUGGUAGCCACUGAUCUAUUCACCGUCUCUCUAAUUUUGUCCUUUCAGCAAUGUGAUAUAAAUGGAAUCAUAAAGAAUGUAACUUUUUGGGAUUGACUUUUUUCACUCAGCAUAAUGCUUUAGAAAUCCAUCCAGGUUGGUGCAUAUGUCAAUAGUUUUUUCCUCUUUCUUGCUCAGUAAUAUUUCAUGGUGUGGAUGUACCACAGUUUGGCUAUUCAUCCAUUGAAGGACAUCGGGUUCGUUUUCAGUUUGGGGUCAUGAUUAAUACAGCUGCUGUGAACAUUCAUGUGCAGGUCUUUAUGUGAACAUGAAUUUUCAUUUCUUUGAGCUAAGUCCCCAAGAGAGCAGUUGCUGGGUUGUAUGGGAAACACAUGUUUAUUUUUGUAAGAAACCGUCCUGCUCUUUUUUCAGUGACUCUUGUUUUGCAUCCCCACCAGCCAUCUGUGUCCAAUCCAUUUUCUCCACAUCUUCAUCAGUAUUUGCUAAAUUAUUGUUUUUUAUUUUUUAGUCAUUUUGAGAGAUGAGUGUAAUGAUACUUCAUUGUGCUUUUAAUUUGCAUUUUCCUAAUAGCUAAUGAUGUUGAAUAUCUUUUCAUGUGUUUAUUUGCCAUCUGUAUAUCUUCCUCAAUGAAAUAUCUGUUCCUUUGCCCAUUUUAUGAUUAGAUGGUAUGUGUUCAUUUUAUUAUUGAGGGUUUUUUUUUAAAUUGACAUAUAGUUGAUUUAUACUAUUGUGUUCGAGAAGUCCUUAUAUGUCCUAGAUAUAAGUCAUUUGUCAAUGUGGUUGCUUAAAUUUUUAACAUAUACAGAAGAAAAAAUAAGUAAAAUUUACCAAGUCUUACAUGGCAAGUCACUGACUUAACUUCUAUUCUUACGUGUUCCAUCUAGAGAAUUAAGAUAUUAAAAAAUAACACAUGUGGAAGGAUCAUGAAUAGAGUAAAUACUUGAAAAUACACGUUGUAAAAACAAAGCUAAGAAUCGCUGUGGGAAUAAGAUGCCUAAAGGCCAAUACUAAUGUAAAUAUUAGUAAAUGACCAUGUUCAUAAACAAUUGUGAAAAAUACAUCACUUGAAAUUUUCCCCACUUCUCCCAGUAAAGUGGGUGGGAGUUUGUCCUUUCUGUAAUCUCUUUUUUAACCCUGCUGACCAUUAUAGGGCUUGUCUAAUGGCCAUGGCAAGAAUUACAGGACUUAGGCCUUGCAGCUUUCAGAGAAGCAGCAGCAUGUUGGAAUUUAAUAGAGCACACUGCUGUGAUGACCUGGAUAAGGUACAGAGGUUGGGAGGAGGGACCGAGUUAUGUUGUUAAAAUCACAGGCUGUUCUGUUAAUGUUCCAGCUACUGUGAACCCAAAGGCUUCCCCCGCCCCCUUCUUUUGACUCCCUGUAUGAAGUCCUCUGGUGUGGCAUAAAAGUGGUUUCAUUAAUUUGUGCAACAUUGCCAUCUGCUGUUAAGAAAUGAUAGCUACUGCUUCCAAGAACCUGGCCGCCAAAUCCUCACCAUAAAGGGCAGCAGAUGUAUUGAGAGUCUGUCUGUGGUAUUAUAUAUAAUAAACAACAGAGAAUACAUCCAAGUGGGGAAGAGAAUAACCAAAUCUGUGAGUUAAGCUCUGUCUUUAGACACUUAAAGGUGGAAUUCUGUUGUGUAUGGUUAGCCUAACAAGAUACUCUUUCAUAUUUCUGACUGGUGCCUUUCCCCUUUUUAGAAGCAAUGAAAGCUACUCAGUUGGUUAUAAUCUUCUGUUCUGACAAAAUGUCAAAUAAAAAAAAAAUAGAGGAGAGGAGAAUAUUUUAUUUUGCCGAUGUUUUGUUCCCAAGUGUGACUUUGUGAAACAAAUUCUUUCAUGUCCUUUCUUUUACUCAUGCUGAAACUACUAACUUGGACAUUUGUGCUUUUGGUUUACAAUUUCAUUGAUAUUACUCCUUGAUUUUAUCUGGAAAUAAAAUUUUUUUGUCUUUGACAGGACUAGUGUAAGAGCAAAUCAGCUUUGAAAACAAGGAUGUUAUCUGUUUUCCUCUGUUUUUGAACCUGUUAUUUAACACAGUCUGUAAAUUAUUGAUGAGAAUAACACAGUUUAAGUAAACUUUGUUAUACUAUUGUCAUAAACCCCUGUCAUAAGCCAUUUUUCUGUUUGUUUAAUGGAAAGAGGCAUGUGGGAUUUAUACAGAUUGACUUGUAAGUGUUGGAUUGGGGAUUUUUGUGUAAAUUUUCUCAAAUAAAAGCUAGCAGAAACCA